This is a messenger RNA of Colletotrichum truncatum, 1425 nucleotides long. Its product is annotated as cholinephosphate cytidylyltransferase. Gene Ontology annotation, molecular function: phosphatidylcholine binding; choline-phosphate cytidylyltransferase activity. The record is from RefSeq and is a predicted model, not a curated record. Lineage: Eukaryota; Fungi; Ascomycota; Sordariomycetes; Glomerellales; Glomerellaceae. Gene Ontology annotation, biological process: CDP-choline pathway. Gene Ontology annotation, cellular component: nuclear envelope.
AUGUCUUCCCCUUCAGGCUCUUCAGCAGCAGGCAAGCGCAAACGCACAUCCGCCCCGACCUCCACAAUGCCCUCCGCCGCCGACACCGUUGACGCCGCUCUCCAGGCCUCGUCGCGCGACGCCUCGGGUGAGGAGGGCGACAGCACCGCUCCCGAGUCCGGCCGUAUCUCUGGCCACCGCAAGGCCGAUUCUACCGCAUCUGCAGCCGGCGGCCACCCGUCUAAGAGGCAACGCGCCAACUCGGAGCGCUCCUCUCAUCCCGAAAAUGCUGCUGCCAAUGCGACGGCGGCGCAAGAUCACUCCCUCGACCCCGGCGAGCCCAGCGACACCACCGAAGCCAGUGUUGAUAUUGCGGAACGCGUCGGACGGAAGAACAACCGCAAGCAGGUCUCCAUUAAGGAGGGCGGAGCUUCAGAAGAUGCUAUGCCACCCCCGCCCAUCGGGAAGCUCACUCAUCCCGUCGGCUACAGGACCAACGACCCUCCCGUGGGCAGGCCUGUUAGAGUAUACGCCGACGGUGUCUUUGAUCUGUUCCAUCUCGGUCACAUGCGCCAGCUCGAGCAGGCCAAGAAGGCUUUCCCGGACGUUUACCUGAUCGUUGGUGUUGCCGGCGACGUCGACACUCACAAGCGCAAGGGCUUGACCGUGCUUUCCGGCCGCGAGCGUGCCGAAACCGUUCGUCACUGCAAGUGGGUGGACGAGGUCAUUGAGAACUGCCCGUGGAUCGUUACUCCCGAGUUCCUUGAGCAACACAAGAUUGACUACGUUGCUCACGACGACAUCCCCUACGGCGCCGACGAGGGCGACGACAUUUACAGACCCAUCAAGGAGGCCGGCAAGUUCUUGGUCACGCAGCGCACUGAGGGUGUGAGCACGACAGGCAUCAUCACCAAGAUCGUCCGCGACUACGAGAAGUACAUUGCCCGUCAAUUCAAGCGCGGCACGUCCCGCCAGGAGCUCAACGUUAGCUGGCUCAAGAAGAACGAGCUCGACCUCAAGCGUCACGUCCAGGAGCUGCGCGAUAACAUCCGUACCAACUGGUCUACCACUGGCCAGGAGCUCUCUCGCGAGCUGCGCCAGUACUGGCCUGCCUCCCGCCCGCAGUCUCCCGCUCCCUCUGCCCGCACGUCCUACAUCCAGAACGGCGACCUCCCGUUGUCUGCCGCGGCGAGCAGAUCCAAGCUCAGCGUCGAGAUUCCCCCAACGACACCCGGCGGCACUCCCGCCCCUACGUCCAACGACUUCAUCACGGGUUACGCCCUGGGUCUCGUCGGUGGUGUCCGUUCUUGGAUGACCAAGUCCAGGAGAGAGCAGGACAGCCCCUCGCACCGCAACAGCGACGACGAUUCCGAGAGCGACGGCAAGAGCCCCCGUGGCCGCGUCGUUCCCCAGCAGUCUUCCGCCGCCACCGCGAGCGCUUCAUAA